This is a messenger RNA of Zeugodacus cucurbitae (melon fly), 1034 nucleotides long. Its product is annotated as mpv17-like protein 2. Gene Ontology annotation, cellular component: membrane; cytoplasm. NCBI's taxonomy places the organism in Eukaryota, Metazoa, Arthropoda, Insecta, Diptera, Tephritidae. Bases 387 to 962 code for a protein of 191 amino acids. The record is from RefSeq and is a predicted model, not a curated record. The transcript has 4 exons.
UGACAUUGAAUUUAGUAUUUGGGAAAUUCAUUCAGUGCGAAAUCUCAGUGCAGUGACUGAACGUGCAUUUCGGGGACGGUGUACCCACUAAAAUAAGCGAAAUAUUUGUGGAAAAGUGUGCAAAUAAAAUAUAUUAAAAAUCAGUUUGCAUCGGUGAAAUGAAUUUAUCGCCCUUUAUGCGAUUGAAAAGUGAUUGCUGAACUAAUUUAAUAUCAAAAAACCCAGUGCAACUGUAACACCCGUUUAAAUACGGUCAGUUUCUUUGACAGUUAAUUUUUCUUUAAGUUGUUUAAUAGCGUCAGUUUUAUAUGAAUUUGAUAACACAUACAUAGAAACUACAACAUAGCAGACAUCACAGAUAAUUGUCCCUCCAAGAAUCCAAGAAAAUGUUUCGGCAAUUCUUAGAAUUCACCAACCGGUACAGGAUUGUGCGCGGUAUGCUUUCGUACGGAACACUAUGGCCUUGCGGUUGUCUUAUCGAACAGACUCUAAUUGAAAAACGGUCAUAUCGAAAUUACGAUUGGAUGAAGUGUCUCAAGUUCAGUUUAUUCGGCGGCCUUUUUAUGGGACCUACAAUUUAUAUGUGGAUACGCCUGGCCGGCGUCAUGUGGCCCCGCACGGACAUUAAGUCAUCACUUUGCAAAGCCAUUACCGAGCAGGCGGCCUAUGAUCCGUUUGCGAUAAGCACGUUCCUCUUUGUUAUGAGCCUUUUGGAUGGCCGCACAUACGAACAGGCCAAGCGGGAGGUGAGUGACAAAUUCUUCGAAGCAUAUCGAGUGGGCGUAAUUUAUUGGCCCUGUGUGCAAACAGUGAACUUCGCCUUAGUGCCGCCUCGGAACCAGGUUGUCUUCACGUCUUUCUUUAGCAUGUGCUGGACGACAUUUUUGACAUAUGUGAAGUAUUUGCAGGGACAAGCUAUCGAUUUUGAACAUGUCGAUAUUCACAUUCAUUUCACCCAUUAGCUCUGAAAAUAAAUUUUAAUUGUAGUUGUGAAUAUACUUAGAAUAAAAUAAAGUUGAAAUAUUUAUUAAACA